This is a messenger RNA of Ectocarpus sp. CCAP 1310/34, 352 nucleotides long. Lineage: Eukaryota; Phaeophyceae; Ectocarpales; Ectocarpaceae. The record is from the annotation of a GenBank genome assembly.
AAGGUUUCUGGGAGGCGGCCAUGAAGAAAGAGAUAGAUGGCCACGACAAGACUGGAACAUUUACCAAGGUAAAGGAGCUGCCCGAGGGGCGGAAGGCCAUAGGUUCAAAGUGGAUGUUCGCUUGGAAGACGAAUGAGACGGGCCUGAUAGUCGACUUUAAGGCCCGUAUGGUUGCGCGGGGUUUCUCUCAAAUCCCCGGCAUCGACUUCCACCACUCAUCCUCAGCGUGCCCGUCUGCAGCGUCUAUCAAGACGGUGAUUGCCGUAGCCACUGAAAAGGGCAAGAAACGAACGCUCACUGGGAUGUGAAGCAAGCGCACAUCCACGCUAAGCUGAAAGAAGAAAUAUACCUC